AUGUAAUAUUAAAAUGAAUCUGUACAAAUAAAUCGAAAACAGUAAUUACUGAGAAGAGAAAUAUAUGAUAAAGGGUAUGAUUGUUAAGCUUUUUAAGAUUAUAUGGAAUAGUUAAAAGUAAAUGGUACUAUUUAUAUAUUUAAAAUUUAGGAGGACAAGAUGUUAAUAUAUGGACUUAUCAUGAACUUUAAGAGGCAAUAAAUUUAUUUCAAACAACAAAUCAACCUUAAUUAGAAACUAUUGAUUUGGAUGAUGUAUCUUGUAGAUAAUCAUAAAUUGAUGACCAUAUAUAAUUUGAAAGUUAAUCCUCAAUUUAAUAAUUGCCAUAAAUAAAAGAAGAGUAAUCUUAAUAGAAUUUAAACCAAUAAUCUUAAAUUGUAUAAAAUAAAAUACAUGAAGAAAUUGUUGCUAAACCAUCUGUUGAUAAUGAUCGAUUCUACUAAAAAAUCCAUUUAUGCAAGUCAUAAGAUAAAAAAAUAUUGCUAAUGGCUAAAGAAUUAAAUGUAUGUAUUACUAAAUUCGAAAAAAUUCCAGGUGGUUUAUUUUCAGCAUCAUAUUAUACAUAUAUAAUUACAACAGAGCCGAUUGGAUGGAAUGUAUAAAGAAGAUAUAAUGAUUUUUUGUGGCUUAGAGAAAUUUUAAGUAAAUUAUACCCUGGUCGAUAUGUAAUAUAUAUAUUUAAAUAGAUUCCUCCUUUACCUAAAAAAACUGUAUUGAAAAAUGAUUAAGAGCUUUAUUUAAUAAAGAGAAUGAAAUUUUUAGAAGUAUCAAUUUUUAAUUAUAUAUUAGAAAUUUCUAUAAUAUUUGUUUUAAUAUGAAUUGAUAAGACAUGAUAGAUGGUUCUAAGCUUUCUUAUCAAUUAAAGAAGAAAAAGAUUUUAAACAUAUUUAAAAAUUAAGUACUUAAAUAUCAAGAGUAACUAAAUUAGAAUAGAUUAUUUCUUUAGAUGGACAAAUUUAAUUACAAAUUAAUGAUAAUUUAGGAUCAUAUAAUAAUGAAUCUGCUUUAUUAAUUAAUUCAAUUGAAGUCAAUUAUAAGAAACUAAGAAAAGAAUCAAAAUAAUUAUUAUUAGAUUUUGAUUAGUUAUCUAAUACUAUUUAUAAUAUGGGAUAAACGUGCACUGAUUUAUAUCAAUUUUCAAAUAAGUUUAAUUAAUCUAUUCCUUAAGGAAAAAUUUCAAAAUUAGACAUACUUUAUAUAUCAAUGAAUAAUAUGCUAGUAUAAUGGGGAAAUAAUCUAACUGCUUAGAUUAAAAUUGUAUAAGAAGAACUCUGUUCUUUUUUCAAAUUUCAUCAUCAUUCAAUUAAUUCCUUAAAAGAAGUAAUUAAAAUUAUCAAAAUAGUUCAUAAAAUAAAAAGAAAAUGCACAUUAAGAAUAUGAAAAAUUUAAAUCAAAAUUAGAAUUAAAGAAACAUAAAUUAUUCACAUUAUAGGACUUUAAUAGAUGGGAAAUACCAUCUAUUUAAAUAAAAGCCUUAUAGGAUAGUAAUUUAACCUAAAAUAGAGAAGUUUGUUUAGCGAUUAUGCUUCCAUAAGAAACUACUUUAUAAGAAGAGUUAAAAAACAUCUUUGCCUAUUAUAACUAUUAAUAAUUUUCAGAAAUAAAUACUCAUCUUGAAAAUACAGUUUCAGAUUUUUCAGAACACUUUAUAUAGUUUUGUAGUUUAUAAAAAGAGAUGAUUGCUGAGGUACUAUAUACAAAAAAUAAUUUAGCAAAAAUUAGUUUGGGACAAGAGCAUUAUAAAUUUUAAUAAUUUACAUCACCAACAAUAAAUUAUACUAAAGAAAACUUGA
Molecule: messenger RNA, 1793 nt
Organism: Paramecium sonneborni
Lineage: Eukaryota; Ciliophora; Oligohymenophorea; Peniculida; Parameciidae
Source: the annotation of a GenBank genome assembly